Brassica oleracea var. oleracea is the source of this 1080-nucleotide messenger RNA. RefSeq names its product aquaporin PIP1-3-like. The coding region runs from base 82 to 942 and encodes 286 amino acids. The transcript has 4 exons. The record is from RefSeq and is a predicted model, not a curated record. Gene Ontology annotation, molecular function: water channel activity. Gene Ontology annotation, biological process: response to water deprivation; transmembrane transport. Gene Ontology annotation, cellular component: plasma membrane; plasmodesma; vacuole. Lineage: Eukaryota; Viridiplantae; Streptophyta; Magnoliopsida; Brassicales; Brassicaceae.
UACUCACUAUCCGUUGCAGAAGGAAAGCUUUAGAACUUUUAACGUUUCUAGAGAGAAAAGAAAGGAAAAAAAAAAGAAAAAAUGGAAGGGAAAGAAGAGGAUGUGAGAGUGGGAGCGAACAAGUUCCCAGAGAGGCAGCCCAUCGGGACAUCGGCUCAGAGCGACAAGGACUACAAGGAGCCACCACCAGCGCCGCUGUUCGAGCCAGGGGAGCUGAGCUCGUGGUCGUUCUGGAGAGCAGGAAUCGCAGAGUUCAUAGCCACCUUCCUGUUCCUUUACAUAACAGUGUUGACUAACCAGCGGGUAAUGGGAGCACCAAACAUGUGUGCCUCCGUUGGAAUCCAAGGCAUUGCUUGGGCUUUCGGUGGCAUGAUCUUUGCCCUCGUCUACUGUACUGCCGGCAUCUCAGGUGGGCACAUAAACCCAGCGGUGACAUUCGGGCUGUUCUUAGCUCGGAAACUUUCACUGACCAGAGCUGUCUUCUACAUGGUCAUGCAAUGCCUCGGAGCCAUCUGCGGCGCCGGUGUUGUCAAAGGCUUCCAGCCUACCCCCUACCAAACCCUCGGCGGCGGAGCCAACACCGUCGCUCCUGGCUACACCAAAGGAUCCGGCCUCGGCGCUGAGAUCAUCGGCACCUUCGUCCUUGUCUACACCGUCUUCUCCGCCACCGACGCCAAGAGAAGCGCUCGUGACUCUCACGUUCCGAUUUUGGCUCCACUCCCGAUCGGAUUCGCUGUGUUUUUGGUUCACUUGGCGACGAUUCCGAUCACCGGGACCGGUAUUAACCCAGCUCGGAGUCUAGGAGCUGCAAUCAUCUACAACAAGGACCACGCCUGGGAUGACCACUGGAUAUUCUGGGUGGGUCCAUUCAUCGGAGCAGCUCUUGCGGCUCUCUACCAUCAGCUUGUCAUCCGAGCCAUUCCUUUCAAGACCAGAACCUGAUUACCUUCUCUUUUGUUCUUUGUUUGUAUCGGAGCCUUCAGAAUAUUUGACAUGUGUGUUUUGUUAGUUUCAUGAAUUUGUCUGGGUUCCUCUGUUUCUUCCUUCUGUGGAUGUUCCGGUUUAAUUAAUUUGUCAUCG